Molecule: messenger RNA, 561 nt
Organism: Dioszegia hungarica
Lineage: Eukaryota; Fungi; Basidiomycota; Tremellomycetes; Tremellales; Bulleribasidiaceae
Exons: 1
Coding region: 1-561 (186 amino acids)
Source: RefSeq, a predicted model, not a curated record
AUGUCCCAAGUCGACGACACCGAUAUCCCGUAUCUCGUGCUCGCCGCGAGCGACGAUACCCUUGCACAGCGCACAUUUCGGUCGAUCCCCGAGGUCGUCGAGCACAUCGAAACCUACCUCCAAAGCAACGCCCCUUCCUGGGUUCCGCUCGACAGGGAGUCCUGGACCAGCAUCGCGUCGAUAACUGCUCCUCCCGCCGCAAUCUUCCUGCUUUCCGUCGGUAAAGAGGACAACUACACGCUCACAGCUGUCACCGUUUUGUCUGCCGUGUGCUCGUCUGCAGUGAACCAUCAGAAGCAGCGCGCGGACCCGGAAACCGGCCGAUCAAGACUGACGAUUGUCAAGCUCGCAGGUUUUGGGGUAGCUGGAGCAGGCACGGUAUUGCUGAGUGGCAUUGGGCUGGCGGAAAGGCUGCUCAAAGGUCUUCAUCUGCCACACGCGGUUUCCUACAUGAUGGUGGCGAAUGGCUUGCAGGCAGCAGCUGUUGGGCACUCAGGCCCGCGUCCUUCCGCACCGAUCACUGAUUCCGACGAUGACGAUAUCGAGCUUGGGGCUGUAUGA